AUGACAGUAAACAUGAAUGACGGUCUCUACAUUAGACCUGGACAGCACAGGAACUCUCAAGAUGACGAAGAGGCACUCAACUCCAUCAUGAAGGACCUCGCAGCACUGGGCCGCUGCUCCACUCAAAGCAGCCACAAGCCCAAGCACAGAACUCUUCUGUACAAACAGGAUCUCAGAGUCAAGCUGGAGCAUGAGAGAGAGAAGCGAAUCAUCCCGUUUCAGAGGCCGCUGAGGAUCAAAGAGCUGCAGCAGAAAGUGACCGAGGCCUUUGGACAGCAGAUGGACAUGUUCUUCAUGGACAAAGAGUUGCUGCUGCCGGUGAAGACUCAGGAGGACCUGGACCAGGCCGUGCUCACGCUGGGGACCAAUGGGCUGCUGCGAAUACUCCUCAAGACCCCAAAGAACAACCAUUACCUACAGGUGAACACCAGGGACAAGCAGAGCGAGAUGAGGUCAUCGCGGUCACUUGGGGACCUGAAGGGGUCGCUGCUCAAGGGCUCGGAGAGGGUGCGCAAACACUCCACAGGCUCGCUGCACACAGGCAGGACGUCCCCUCCACCGGGCAGUGUCCCAGAGGAGCAGCAGCAGAUCGCACGCCAAGGCAGUUACACCAGCAUCCACAGCGAGGGAGAGUUCAUCCCAGAGACACUGGACCCAAAUAUGCUGGAUCCAUUUGGAAGUGCAGACAACUCACUGUCAAGCAGCUGUCAAUCAAUCGACCAAGCAUUGGACAGCCCUCCUUACUCGCCAAACAACCGGGAUAAUAAUUACCUGAACCUCAAUUAUGAAUAUAAAGGAUGGCAUCGGAAAGGAGGCACUUUUCCCAGGCAGUUCCAGCUGCCCAAUCCAAGCAAGGAUUAUGCAUCUGAAUACCGUCGCCGGACACUUCCACGAAGCUUCAUGCCUCAGGAAUACUUGUUCCAGCUGGUUCCCUCCAGUCGCUCACGGAGCUACAUUGGAGACAGUACACUCCAAUACACUGAACUGCGCUCACUGGGCAAGAGAGGAACCAGCAAGUCUCCUCGGGCACCAGUCAACUGGAGACAGGGCAAGCUUUUGGGUCGUGGAGCUUUUGGGGAGGUCUAUCUGUGCUACGAUGCUGACACUGGCCGCGAGCUGGCUGCCAAGCAGGUGCCGUUUGACCCCGACUGUCAGGAAACCAGCAAGGAGGUGAAUGCUCUGGAGUGUGAGAUCCAGCUGCUGAAAAAUCUGCGCCAUGAUCGCAUUGUUCAAUAUUACGGAUGCCUGCGGGACCUGGACCAGAGGAAACUCACCAUUUUUGUUGAAUACAUGCCUGGGGGUUCGGUGAAAGACCAGCUCAAAGCCUAUGGAGCGCUAACAGAGAAAGUAACGAGAAGAUACACCAGGCAGAUCCUCCAAGGAGUUUCCUACCUGCACAGCAACAUGAUAGUACACAGAGACAUCAAAGGUGCCAACAUACUGGGGGAUUCAUCCGGCAAUGUAAAGCUAGGAGACUUUGGAGCCAGCAAAAGGAUCCAGACUAUUUGCAUGUCUGGCACAGGAAUCAAGUCUGUCACUGGCACCCCCUACUGGAUGAGCCCAGAAGUUAUAAAUGGAGAGGGGUAUGGGCGCAAAGCUGAUGUAUGGAGUGUUGCCUGCACUGUUGUGGAAAUGCUGACACAGAAACCUCCUUGGGCUGAGUACGAGGCCAUGGCUGCCAUCUUUAAAAUAGCCACACAGCCAACAAAACCUCAGCUUCCAGAAGGUGUGUCGGACUACUGCAGAGACUUUCUGCGUCAGGUGUUUGUGGAGGAAAAGCUGAGAUCUACUGCAGAUGCCCUGCUCAGUCACCCGUUCGUCCAAGGCAGUUUCUGA
Molecule: messenger RNA, 1836 nt
Organism: Knipowitschia caucasica
Lineage: Eukaryota; Metazoa; Chordata; Actinopteri; Gobiiformes; Gobiidae
Source: the annotation of a GenBank genome assembly